Lates calcarifer (barramundi perch) is the source of this 3338-nucleotide messenger RNA. RefSeq lists its product as uncharacterized. The transcript is spliced from 3 exons. The record is from RefSeq and is a predicted model, not a curated record. Bases 361 to 3123 code for a protein of 920 amino acids. Lineage: Eukaryota; Metazoa; Chordata; Actinopteri; Centropomidae.
AUUUCAUUGCACCGAGGCCUGACUAAAUGCAGGCUUUAGAAAGUAAGAUUCAAGUUAGAGGCAGAAAUUAUCCUUGUAUUCAAAGAAAACAGAGAAUAAACACAAAAUAUAUCAAAUAUUUAAAGAAACAACAUAGUAUUGUACAUGAAAUGGGCAAAAUUAGGAAAAUUACCUUUCACAGACAGCUCCAGGAAGUGGGUUACCUAAAACCAGGUGAACAGCAUUGCCUCCAAUCAGACUCAACCAGCAGCAGAGCAGCAAAGCUUCUCAAUGCUUCAAUUCUUUGGGUUGACAACACUACUACAACUUUAAGAUUUUAAGAUCCUGUUUUGACAGGGACCUGGGAAGAAGCUGUCCAUCAUGCUGGGCAAUAUUGCUCUUUACUCAAGAUCUCUGGUUGUCUCCUUGCUGCUCUGUUCAGUCGUCAUGUCGUUUAUCAUAUCAGAUGCGGCAAGAGCCAGUCCCAUGACAACCCAAGAGGACAACAGAGUGAAGCACAAUAUCCUGAGCUCACUGUUCCCUCCAUAUAGCCAACGUCAUCCCCUCUCUACUGGUCCAAUGUCAACUGAAACUGGACUCCAAACUGGAACUAAUGAUGAAACUGAUAUGAGUUGGAAUUCCAGAGGAGCUUUGUCAAUCAUUGACCAUCGAUCAAACCCUCAGCAGUUUAUCAAAAGUAACUUUGGUUACUAUCAAAACAACCAAGAUAACAGACAAGCAGGAAUAACCAGAGUUCCAGGUGAGGCUAGGCCAGGGAGCAGCACUUUCAGCAGUCACUCUCAGAACAGUGGGCAGAGAUUUGAGAGGCCACAAUCCAGAUUAAAUUACCAUUCUCCCUCUCAGAAAGUAGGCCAAACUGUAAAUUCUUAUAAUUCAUACCCACCGAUAAUUAGAAAAUCAUCUCAGAAAGAAGCUGGAAGUCCCUUUUAUCAAGUGUGGGUCCCCACAGAUGCUCAGAAAUCCAACGACAGAAAGGUUCCUAGAAACAACUCCCCAAAGUUGGCUAUGGAUAAAACAGCUUUGCCAUUACAGACCAGUGAAUAUUGGAGUACUUCACUGCCAAGUCCUAGAGGGCAUUACAGUGGCUAUAAAGAGACAGAUGAGCUUGCUGCGGUCAGAGCGCAGAGUACAUCUACUGGGGUUCAAUCAAGCAAAUACCGUGGCUUUUCAAGUCAAACUGCCCCUCAUGUGCCAUCAAUCAGCGUCAGCUUGGACGAGUCGGUUAUUAAACACAACCCCAGCCCAGAAAAACUGACACCAUCCAUCACAGAUUUCUCACAGGGGCUGAACUCAGUGACCAGCAGUAAAACUCUAAAACACAAAAGGAUCCAGUCGUAUCUCUUCAAAGACUCCCAGACCUCAUUAGAGUCAGUUAAUGCAGUAACAGGUAGGGAAGAAGCUUUAAGUGCACUGAGGCCCUCUGAUGCACACGAUUACGGCAGAUUUGCUUCAAAUGUUAAACAAUUACACAGAAAAAAUCCAACCAAGAAAGAUCCUGACAUGAAUGUGGCCCAGACAGACAGUUUUACCAAGAAUCAACUCAUCCCAAGCAUAUAUCCUCCCACUCAGCUCUCCUUGUAUCCUGCCUCAGGAAAAGGUAGGACUGUAGAGAUUUUUGUCCCUGAUCGUCACGCAGCUUCCCAGGGUAACUCUGCCACUAGCAGCAAGAAAUCUGUGGUAGAAAGCCUAGUUAAUGCAACUACAAGGGGGUUAUUCCAUGGUUACAAACCAGGACAAUCCAUGAAAAACAUCUAUGGCAUUAGAGGGUUUGAAAAGCCUGUGUGGCCAGCUUCGAAGGAGCAUGCCUCCAGUAGAAGGAUCAACUCUAGACAAUACAGUUUUGACAAAGGAAAGGACUACAAGUUUAAAAUUGCAAAUACAUAUCCCUCUUUGUCACCAAAGUACAGCUUUGGCCAGAGAAGAGCUUCUACAACGUCUACUAUGACUACAAAUCCUAAGUGGACACACACAGAUUAUUCACCGCCUUCUUCUGGCUCUUUAGAUCUAAUCCAAACAACAGCUGUUUCUACUCCAGGGCUGUUCAGAUCAGAUUUUAAGGACGUCCAGCCUCUGCUGCCUGAACGUGAUGCCAGUAAAGACAGCAGCCCAGAUCAGAGACAAUUCAGGAUCUCCAAAAGGAUAUAUGGUCUCAAAGGAUUUGGCACUCGACCACUUGAGGGAGCCAAACCUUUAGUUAAAGAGCAAGAUACGUCUGGCACAUUUGAGAAAGGUUUUGGACCUAGGAGUUCACAGAUCUGGCAACUCAAAAGGAGCAGGAUUCACAGAUGGUACAAUCGAACAGGUGAAACUGAGCCAGAGACCAGCAAUAUAUCCUCACAGAGACGAAAUGAGCUAAGCAGUGAAGACUUUAAACCACUUCUACAGACUGAAGGAAACAGUGAAUCAGUCGAGCACAACAGGUUUACACCAGACAAAUACAAAAAGAACAGAAAAAUCUACUCUUUUCUGGGAUUUCAACCCAUUCAAAACAGAAUUGGAAAUGCACAUAAGACGUACACAGAGAAAAUUCCAAAGACAGUCUCUUCAGCUUAUCUCAGAUCAGUAGGGGGCCUCAGAGUUGAAUCCAGCCCAAAAUCUGAGCCAAGAACGCCCAGCAAAGCCAAAGCCAAACCUGUGGCAAUGAGGGCGAGUCUGCUCAACGGUUCCACCAGCAGCAUGGUGAGAGCGAGACGUGUGAAAGAGAAACACGUCAACAGCAAAAAGCUCAAUGAGUCUACCUCUCUGACUGGUGGUGCUGUAAGUGCAGCCAUCGUCAGGCUGCCCAAGCCAAUCCCCACCGCAGUCAAAGAUGUCACAUACGCUGCCAUUCUCGGAAGUGCUUCAUUCAGCAGUGUCAGAGCUACAACCCAGGUGCCACUCACACCGGCUGAUAAGGAUUAUUUUCCAAACGCUACCGCUACGACCAAGCAGAAAGAAGUGGUGGGUAACUGGACCUUAAACUCUGAUGAUGGAGGGCACAGUAGGGAGAACAUGAGCAGAAGUCCUGAAGCAAAGGCUGAAGAAGAGGUUGAAGACUUAAGCAGUGUUGAGGAAAACAAGCCUGGCUUUAAAAGCAGGAAAUCUGACAGUGGAAUGAAAACAUUUGACUGCUUUCUUGGAUAGCGAAGGAAGUGGAAGUGGAGUUUUUAAUCUGUCCUGAUGUAGAUGUUUUGUCAACUGAUACGAGACAGGGACUUGGUGAGGAUUUGUUAGAGCUUGAUUACCUACGAAUAUCAACUGGAAACAUCUCCUUCAAGUCAGUGCAACUGUCCCAUGCUGAGAAAUGAUGGAAAGUUGUUGAAUUGUUGUGAACAAGCCCAAUAAAAGCUGAAAAAGUG